Molecule: messenger RNA, 4159 nt
Organism: Xenopus tropicalis (tropical clawed frog)
Lineage: Eukaryota; Metazoa; Chordata; Amphibia; Anura; Pipidae
Gene: dab2ip
Product: DAB2 interacting protein
Exons: 16
Coding region: 431-3853 (1140 amino acids)
Source: RefSeq, a predicted model, not a curated record
UCUGCUUAUUCAUUUUCUGCAGUCAUUCAUCUUCCUGGAGUCUCAGACUGUGCUGCAGCACCAAGGCUGCCUGUGUGAGAGCCCUGCACUGAUUGGUGGAGCUUGGAGUGGGGGGGAAGCAGCACGGGGGGCAAAUGUGAUCCCCCUCAAGGAGUUUGAGCCUGGGACUACAUUAAAGGGGCCCCCCUGAUACCCCAGGAAUGCGGAGGGAACUGCUCGGUGCCCAACCUGCCCAUGCCCGGCACAUUACGGCGCUGUGAUUGGAGAAACCCCCACCUAAUCCAGCCAUUAAAAUUAAUUAAGGGUGGGGGGGAGGCUACUUGUUGAUCUUUGGAGUCUGCUGUGGAAAUGAAGGUCCUGCAGGGAGAGCCCAGGAAUCCCAUCUGCUGCUGAAGAGUCGCCGCCUGAGAGAACAGGUAGGAGGCGCAGCAUGCCUGGGAGUUCCUCGGAUCAGAGUCCCACCAUGGACCAGUCAGCGACCACCCCAUUUCGAGUCACGGGGUUCCUCAGUCGCCGGCUCAAAGGCUCCAUCAAACGGACAAAAAGCCAACCCAAGCUCGACCGAAACAGCAGCUUCCGCCACAUCAUCCCUGGCUUCCGAAGCGUCGACAAUGAAAGGUCCCAUCUAAUGCCGAGAUUGAAAGAAUCGCGGUCUCACGAGUCGUUACUGAGUCCCAGCAGUGCCGUUGACGCUCUCGAUCUCAGCAUGGAGGAGGAAGUUGUCAUCAAACCUGUCCACAGCAGCAUCCUCGGCCAGGACUUUUGUUUCGAGGUUACCGCUUCAACGGGGAGCAAAUGUUUUUCCUGCCGUUCUGCAGCAGAGCGAGAUAAAUGGAUGGAGAACCUGCGGCGUGCUGUGCACCCUAAUAAGGAUAAUAGCAGGAGAAUAGAGAAUAUGCUAAAACUCUGGAUUAUCGAAGCAAAGGACCUUCCAGCCAAAAAGAAAUACCUGUGUGAACUCUAUCUAGAUGACAUACUUUAUGCACGAACUACCUGCAAACUAAAAACUGACAAUGUGUUUUGGGGUGAGCACUUUGAGUUCAACAACCUUCCCACACUGAAAAGCAUCACCGUCCACUUGUAUAAAGAGACAGACAAGAAGAAAAAGAAAGACAAGAACAAUUACGUGGGACUGGUCAGUAUCCCUAUUGGGGCAGUGACUGGCAGGCUAUUUGUGGAGAAAUGGUACCCUAUUGUGACUCCGAACCCCAGCAAGGGCAAGUCCUGUGGCCCCAUGAUCCGCAUUAAAACGCGCUACCAGAGUAUCAGUAUCCUUCCCAUGGAGAUGUACAAAGAGUUUGCGGAGUAUAUCACCAACAAUUACAUGGUCCUUUGCUCAACACUGGAAGGGAUCCUCAGUGUCAAGAAUAAGGAGGAGAUGGCAUCUGCUCUGGUUCACAUACUACAAAGCACUGGAAAAGCCAAGGAUUUCCUCACAGACCUAAUGAUGUCGGAAGUGGAUCGUUGCGGUGACAAUGAGCAUCUGAUAUUUCGGGAAAACACUCUCGCCACCAAGGCCAUCGAGGAGUAUCUGAAGCUGGUGGGGCAGAAGUACCUGCAGGACGCGCUGGGCGAGUUUAUAAAAGCACUGUAUGAAUCAGAUGAAAACUGUGAGGUCGAUCCCAACAAGUGUUCCACUUCAGAUCUUCCGGAGCAUCAGAGCAAUCUGAAAAUGUGCUGUGAAUUGGCAUUCUGCAAAAUCAUCAAUUCCUAUUGGUCAGUGCACGUGUUUCCAAGGGAACUGAAAGAGGUGUUCGCCUCCUGGAGACAAGAGUGCAACAGCCGGGGGCGCCCCGAUAUCAGCGAACGCCUCAUCAGCGCCUCGCUUUUCCUGCGCUUCCUGUGCCCCGCCAUCAUGUCCCCGUCCCUGUUCAACCUGCUGCAGGAAUACCCGGACGACCGGACGGCGCGCACCCUCACCUUGAUCGCCAAGGUCACCCAGAACCUUGCCAACUUUGCAAAGUUCGGGAGUAAGGAGGAGUACAUGUCAUUCAUGAAUCAGUUUCUGGAGCACGAAUGGACGAACAUGCAGAGGUUCCUCUUGGAGAUCUCCAACCCAGAGACCAUCUCCAACACGGCCGGCUUUGAGGGCUACAUCGACCUGGGAAGGGAGCUCUCUACUCUGCACUCGUUAUUGUGGGAUGUCAUUGCUCAGAUGGACCAGGCGACGGUGUCCAAACUUGGGCCACUUCCACGUAUUUUAAGGGACGUCACUACCGGGUUGAGUAACCCCUCGAGCAUCCAGAGCUCCAUCUCCAGCGAGCACUCGGCCUCCACGCCAAACGCAAGCAACUGCAUAUCCGUCGGGCUGCAGAAGAUGGUAAUAGAGAACGACUUAGCGGGUCUAAUAGAUUUCACAAGGUUACCAUCUCCAACUCCUGAAAACAAGGACUUAUUUUUUGUCACAAGGUCUGCCGGGGUUCAGCCCUCGCCGGCUAGGAGCUCCAGCUAUUCGGAAGCCAAUGAGCCGGACGUGCAGAUAACCAAUGGCAACAAGAGCUUGUCAAUGGUUGACCUCCAGGACAAUCGCGUGUUGGACAUCGGCACCAACACUUCGGGCACUGGGGAUUCUUUAAAUGACAGUCAGACAUCUUUUAGCCAGUUGCAAGCGAUAUGGACAGCGCGGACACCGCAGGGCAAUAUCAUGACCAUGACCACGGCCAGAAGAACAGGACAGACGCCCACCACUCCCAAUUCCGACACGGCGCCGGGUAGACCACAGCUAUUGGCACCUUUAUCAUUCCAAAACCCCGUGUAUCAAAUGGCAGCAGGUUUGCCGGUUUCGCCGCGGGGAUUGGGGGACUCUGGAUCGGAGUGCCAUAGCUCCCUCAGUUCCCAUAGUAACAGCGAGGACUUGGCUGGAAGCAAACAUGGUUUUAUGAACCCCGGGAGCACGGAGGACUUCAGUCGGCGAUCUGGAGAUAUGUGCAGAUCUGUGGAUAUGUCUAGAAGGCAACAUUCGUUGUGUGACAAAACUGGUCAACCUACAAUGCCGCGGCAGAACAGCUCAGGCCCUCAGAGGCGAAUAGAUCAACCGCCGCCUCCACCACCCCCGCCAAUGACGAGGGGAAGGACGCCCCCAACGUUACUAAGCACGGCAACGUACCAGAGACCCUCAAGUGGCAGCAUGAUGUCUUCUUCUCCAGACUGGCCAGGCAGCGGCGCCCGCGUGAGGCAACAGUCAUCAUCCUCCAAAGGCGACAGCCCCGAGAUGAAACAGAGGACACUGCAUCAUAAACAGGCCCCCUCACCCGUGAACCCCAAUGCCCUGGACCGCACAGCUGCAUGGCUGUUGAAUAUGAAUAUGCAGCUAUUAGAAGAUGAAAGCCCUGAGCCAGAUAUCAAGCACAGGGACAAACUCAGGAAUAAGGAAGAGCUCAGCCAAGCAGAAAAGUACCAACAGGAGAUCAUGAUGUUGCAGGAGAAGCUCCGGCUUUCGAACAAGAAGUUGGAAGACUACGAGAUCCGUUGCAAAAGCCAGGAUGAACAAACCCAAAAACUCCUGCUGGAAUACCAGGCCAGGCUGGAGGAAAGCGAGGACAGGCUGAGACGGCAGCAAGAGGACAAGGAGAUGCAGAUGAAAGGAAUCAUCAGCAGAUUGAUGUCAGUGGAAGAAGAAUUGAAGAAAGAUCAUGCGGAAAUGCAAGCGGCCGUCGACUCGAAGCAGAAGAUCAUCGAUGCACAGGAGAAGCGCAUCGCAUCACUGGACGCCGCCAACGCACGGCUAAUGAGCGCGCUCACCCAGCUGAAAGAGAGGUACAGCAUGCAGACACGUAACGGGAUCUCACCCACAAACCCAACUAAAUUACAGAUCACAGAGAACGGAGAAUUCCGAAACAGCAGUAAUUGUUAACAAAAAUAUUUUUAAAACAAACAAACAAACAAACAAAAACAAAAAAACAAAACGGCCAGAGACGCACCCUGUACAGUUCCGAACUCAGCCGCGAGCAGCACUUCAAAACAAAAAAUAAAUAAAUACAUAUAUAAAAAAGGAUGGUCCUCUUCCCUUACCACCCUGCACAUUUGACUGAAGCAUUCUGGGAGAUAGCGCCUUUAGAACCUAUAAAGCCAGUGAUUUUGGGAAAUGGGGAAAAAACAAAAACAGAUGUUGUACAAAAUAUGUGCCAUAUUAAUACAUAUUUGUAUAUGAAAAUGUCAA